Messenger RNA from Camelina sativa (false flax), 582 nucleotides. The record is from RefSeq and is a predicted model, not a curated record. Lineage: Eukaryota; Viridiplantae; Streptophyta; Magnoliopsida; Brassicales; Brassicaceae.
AUGGCCAAAAUUUUCUUUUUAAUAUGCACGGCUGCAAGCCAAUGCUUGGCUUGCUUGACCUCUUGGCCGGCUCUGGAGAUAGAGUUGGAGGAGGAGGAGCUCCAAUUUAGUAGCAGCAAGAAUAAAGAUUCGAGUUCUGGCUCGGUCAUGUGGUUUGGUGAUGCUUCCUCUUUGUCUCAAAGUAGUCUUAGGAAGACCAGAACCUUCGACCGACAUAAUCCUUAUGCUACUCCUCAGCCGCCGCCAACAACUACAUGCUCUGUCUUCGUCUCUUCUUCGAGGGUGGCUUUUCCAUUUUCCCUCUCUCCAACAAUUCAGAAUCAACAACCGUUUUUAUACCGGAGUGACCUUUCAAGACAAAGACAACAACAAAUGAUCUCAUUCGGUCCUAAACUUCAGGUGCAACCAUGUUUAGUACAACAACAACAACUACUCUUGCAGUACUGGAGAGACAUUCUGAAGCUGAGCCCGAGCGGAAGAAUGAUGAUGAUGAAAAUGUUAAGUCAAGAAGGUGAUCUGCCACCGCCGAUUCAACCCUUCAGCGCCACCAAGCUAUAUAGAGGGAUCAGACAACACCAUUAG